This is a messenger RNA of Ctenocephalides felis (cat flea), 732 nucleotides long. RefSeq names its product ADP-ribosylation factor-like protein 2. Gene Ontology annotation, molecular function: GTPase activity; GTP binding. Gene Ontology annotation, biological process: protein folding. Gene Ontology annotation, cellular component: cytoplasm; microtubule cytoskeleton. The coding region runs from base 163 to 717 and encodes 184 amino acids. Lineage: Eukaryota; Metazoa; Arthropoda; Insecta; Siphonaptera; Pulicidae. The record is from RefSeq and is a predicted model, not a curated record. The transcript is spliced from 4 exons.
GUAAAAUCCAGUAAACAUGACAACCUGCUUCAUUUACGCAUAAAAUCACACGUGUAGAUUCAGCUUGAAUUGUUGAUUGACAGUUAUUUGCGAAACAAAACAUUUCCUUUCCAUUCAUUUAUUAAUUUUGUUUAUAAGUUUUAUCACAUUCUCCUUAUAAAAAUGGGGUUUUUGAGUAUUCUAAAAAAAAUGAAACAAAAAGAAAAGGAAAUGCGUAUACUGAUGCUUGGUCUUGAUAAUGCAGGAAAAACGACAAUAUUAAAAAGAUUCAAUGGCGAGGCAAUAGACACAAUAUCGCCUACAUUAGGCUUCAACAUAAAGACUUUAGAUCAUAGGGAUUAUAAGCUGAAUAUGUGGGAUGUGGGGGGACAAAAAUCCUUACGAUCAUAUUGGAGAAAUUAUUUUGAAUGCACAGAUGGUCUUGUAUGGGUGGUUGAUUGCGCUGAUAAAAGACGUAUGGAAUCUUGUCGGGAAGAGUUACAUAUUUUAUUAGAAGAAGAACGACUGGCAGGUGCUACAUUAUUAAUUUUGGCAAAUAAACAAGAUUUACCUGGCGCGUUGAGUGCACAUGAAAUAUCUGAGUUUCUCAAUCUUAGUGGUAUAACGACACAUCAUUGGAAUGUUUUUGCCUGCAGUGCUGUUACUGGCAAAAAUUUACUUACUGCAAUCAAUUGGCUCAUUGAUGAUAUAGCUGCUCGAAUAUUUACUUUAGAUUGAUUUUAAUAUUCUUAU